Messenger RNA from Portunus trituberculatus (swimming crab), 3859 nucleotides. RefSeq names its product zinc finger protein 148-like. The transcript has 6 exons. The record is from RefSeq and is a predicted model, not a curated record. Gene Ontology annotation, biological process: regulation of cytokine production; regulation of immune system process; negative regulation of transcription by RNA polymerase II. NCBI's taxonomy places the organism in Eukaryota, Metazoa, Arthropoda, Malacostraca, Decapoda, Portunidae. Bases 1066 to 2856 code for a protein of 596 amino acids. Gene Ontology annotation, molecular function: protein binding.
CUCUCUCUCUCUCUCUCUCUCUCUCUCUCUCUCUCUAUUAUACAGUAGCCCGGCUAGCUCAGUCGGUAGAGCACGAGACUCUUAAUCUCGGGGUCGUGGGUUCGAGCCCCACGUUGGGCGAGUAUAUUUUUCUUUUGACCAUGCUAAUUAAGAGCAGUGAAAUAAGAAGCCUUGUCUUAGCAUUGUAAAAAAAUAAUCUUUUUGUAUAAUGAAGUUGACAAGAAAAGGGUGGCUUACCUUUCGAGAAGUGUUUUCUCAUUCAUAACCGUCGAGAGUAAAUACAUACGUAAAUAAAGUACAAGUGAUUUUAGUCUCGCCAUGCCAGCUGGUACAGGCACACUGUAUUAUAUGUAAAUAUGAAGUAUUAUAUAUCAAACUAAAAUUUAUACUGGUCGUUUCGGUCAAAACUAUAAUAAGUCAUACGGUUUACUAAUGCUACCGACUUUUCCCUCCCUCUUUUUUUUAUUACUGAUUCUUGUUUACUGCAAAAUAUGAGAUCGAGAAGAAAACAAUAGUUAAUUUGCUUGAAUACCCACCUGUUAAUUAGAUAUUUACAUACUCGAAUAUAGCAAAUGAAAUCUUUUGAGUGGCUUUGCGUCUCCUAUGACCCUUUGUUUACGUUCGGCCUCCAUGCGGGUGCCUGCUGUCCCUGUACUGCUUGCCGUCCGACGUGAGAAACGGACCUGUGACAAUGGUUGACGAAGGUACGUGACUGCAUCCAAAGCCUAGAUAUCUGGAUUGUUAUAGCAGUAGUGCGUGAGGGCGUGACACUGAAAUGCAUGAGAUUAGUGGUGUGAGUGGCGUGGCUUGGUGGGUGUUGAUGGUCUUGUUAUAGUGAAUGGUGGUGGUGUGUGGGAUGCCCUGGACAACGAACUGUUUGGUAUAUGGUUAUCUGUGUUUCAUGAAUGUUAAUGAAUUUAGAUCACCACUGUAAGAGAGAUAGAGGGUGGGGAUGGGGAGGAAUGUGGCCGACGUGACAAUCAAACCAAGUUGUUUAUUUCACCUUCUAAGGUAUACAAAGUAAAGAGGAUGAGUUUCUUGACCUUCAGUUGAUGUGGACAAGUCAUGUGGAAGUCUUGCUCCAGGUCAUGCAAACUCUGCGGCACAAGGACCAGCCCUGGCGACCACCCUGUUUUAAUGUUCCCCGAUGCACCACCUACAGCAAUGGAACAACUGCUGAACUUUAUGUACUUAGGACAAACUGAUCUGACUUCAGCAGAGCUUGAUCAGCUCCUUGACCUUGCUGAAGAUCUGAGAAUCAUAGGAUUGAUGGACAGUAGCAACAACUCACAUGAUCAGUGCCAGACUUCUGUAAAUCAGGAAGUCAAGAAAGAGAAAGCAGUUGGUGUUAAGAAUAAAAGAGCAGCUAAUGUUAAAAGGAGAAGUGCAGCAGCUGCUGGCAAAAAAACACCUAAGAAAGUUACAAAGAUAAAGAACCAGACUUCUUCAGUAAAACAAAAAGUCACAAAAGAUCAUGCAGCUGCCGACAAUGAUCAAGGUAGAGCUCGUGCUAAUAGAGCAAAAGGUGCUUCUACUGGUGGAAAAAGACCAAAGAAGACCACAGUGGAAAAGAUUUUGCAAGACAAAGAGAAAAAUACUUCAGUGAAAUCCAUCAUUGCCAAGGAAUCUGGGAAAAAUAAGGACGAACAAAUCCUACAUGUGUGCCAAAUUUGUCAACAAGAAUUUAAAACUGCAGAUCUUCACAAAGCACACAUGAAGCUUCAUUAUGAAAAAUGUUUACUAUCUUGUCCAGAAUGUCCAUUCAAAGCACUUAGUUCAGCAGUAAUGAAUCAACAUAUAAACAAGCAUUCAAUGGGAAAGCCCUACAUUUGUCCUCAUUGUCAGAUGCGGCAUCCACUCAUAGAGCUUCAUAUUGCACAUCAGAAAAGAAAUCAUCCCAAAAUGGAAGUUGUUGUGAACAAGUCACCACUUGUAAAGCUGGAGAAGAAUGUGGAUACAGGACGUGAACCUAGGGAUAUCUACUCUGUAAAACAUACAAAUCAGUCAUCAUGGUCUCGUGCCUAUCUAGCAUCACUUCUUGGACCUGUCCAGCAAACAUGCUCAAAGAAACAAACAGUCUCUCAACCUUUUAAUAUACUAAAUGAUGACAGUUCUGUGUUUAAUCAUGCUGAAGUCCUCAAUGAGAAACAAGAUUCUGUGAUAAAAACUGAAAUGCCACAACAAGCAGAGUCUGUGUCAGAGAAUGAAAUGCCACCAAAGGUAGAGCCUGUGUCAAGGAAUGAAAUGCCACCACAGGCAGAGCCUGUGUCAAGGAAUCAAAUGCCACUGCAUGCAGAGCCUGUGUCAAGGAAUGAAAUGCCACUGCAGGCAGAGCCUAUGUCAAGGAAUCAAAUGCCACUGCAGGCAGAGCCUGUGUCAAGGAAUGAAAUGCUACUACAGGAACAGCCUGCAGCAAAGACUGAAUUAUCAUUAGAGACAGAGUCUGCCACAAAGACUGUAGUGUCAUUUGAGGCAGAGUCUGCCUCAAAGACUGAAAUGUCAUCAGAGGCAUGGCCUUUGUCACAGACUGAAGUGUCACAAAAAACAGAGACUGUGGCAAAGAUGAAAAUGCAGCUAGAAGCAGAACAUGUAGUAAAGAAUGAAAUGCUACAGCAGGUGGAGCCUUUGGCAAAAACUGAAAUGUUACCUCAACAAUCAAAAACAGCAAGCUCAAAGUUGUCAACUUUGCAAUCUACAGAUUCUUUUACUCUUUCUACAAGUCCUUCAGUGUCAACUAGCACCACAAAACGUGGCAGAAAGCGCAAGCUCUCAGCUUUAGGUGGAAAAGUGAGUUCAAAUCAUUCAGACACCAAUGCACGCAGAAAGAGUCCAAGACUUCAAAGAGAAAAGUCAUGAAGAACACUAAACAUUUUAUGUAUGAUGAAAAUACUUUUAGUGCUAAUCCUUUUAAGUGUUCAUGGUUAUAGGAACAUGAAAGCUUUUUUUUUUUUUUUUUUUUUUUUUUUUUUUUUUUACCAGUGAACUUUUGUAAUAUUACUUAUUUGUACAUCAACAUUCAGAAUAAUCUGUACUGAGUUUAUUUCCAGUGAUAACUUUUUUUGUAAGUCUUAAGUGCCUCAAUGUUUUUCAGCUCUUAUUGAGAGUUGUUGAUGAAGUUUCAUGAGUCAUUUUAUAGUACAUUAAACUAUUUCACAGACAGGAUGUGAAUAUCUUUCUUUUAACAAGCAAGUCUUCAAGGAUACCGAUUGAUUCCAGCACGUGGAAGAUAUACAGAGUAUGUAGAUAUGUUGGUGCUCUUAUGAUGGUGAUGUGAAAUCCUUUUGACUCCAUGUGCCUUGAGUUCCUCAUGUGAGGCAUUCUUAUGGAAAAGUGUGCAGAUGAAAAACUAGAUAAAAGAGAAUACAGUAUUUUCUGUAUCUAAAAGGUUUUUUUUUUUUUUUUUUUUUUUUUUUAGGAAUUUGCAUGCCAGUUUCAUUAUCAUCUUAAGAUAUCACACCUAAAUCACUGAUGACUACCUUCAUGUUUUGACAAGAAGACAUCAAAAAGCUUUAUACUGCAAUACUCUGAAUGUGUUAUAUUAUGACCAUAAUGACUGGUCCAUUUGUUUAUACCACAAUUCCAGAUUUGAUGAGCUUGUCAUCUUGUCAGACCAUAUGUGAUGUGGAAGAGCAACAUAGCCAGAUUUGAAUGAGAUUUAGAGCAAUAGGUUGUUUUCUGAAUUUAUCUUCUGGAGUGAGCUCUUUCCUGUGAAAGUGAAUAAAACAUGGAAAUAAUUGCACUCAGGAUAACAUUGGGAUGUUAAUUGUUAGCACUUUUUAUUCUAGAUGUAAUGCAUAUAGAGAUGCAAUCAUGAAUUUUAUGUACAAGAUCACAUAUAAUUUUCAUAUUGAAUAGAAAA